GUCGAGGCGCUGCGUUUCACGCGUGAGGCGCUCGGCCGCCGCGACGCGCAGCCGAAGCGCACGGACGUGCAGUGCGAGUGCAUGGAAGCGUUGCGGUGGAGCGCCGCGCGUAGCCUACGCCAGUGCAUCAAAGAACGCGAGGAGCGCGUUCGGCGCAUCGAAGCCCGGGCGGCGCACUUCGAGGCGUCCGGGGUGGCCGAGGCCGCGAGAAAGGCUGCGCCACCGGAAUUCAGGCCGCUUAUCGCAGGCGUCAACAUUCCACUUUUAAAGGAAUUGGCGCGUGAGUCUGAGUGGCGCGACGCAGAGUGCAUCGACUUCUUCUCGCGAGGCGCCCCUCUGUUGGGUAACCUAGCAUGCAGCGGCAACGGUCGCGCGCUCAGCCCGGAAGAGCGCGCGGGCGACACUAGCGCUGAGGUAGCCCGUUUGCGUGCCAGCGCGCUCGCGUGCAACGACUUGAUACUUGCAUCAAUUCGCGAGGAUCCCCUCGCCAGCGAGGUGCUCCGUAAGACGCGGGAGGAGGCGGACUUGGGUGGGAUGUCUCCGCCGCGGGCUUUUAGGCCCGACAUCUCCGCGAAAUUAAGCGUGGAAGGCGCAGACCAGCUGGUAGCGGUCGCGCGCGCCUUCUUCGAGUUGCACGGCGUGCUUCCCGAGCUGUGGAAAGCGGACAUAGAUUCCGCUCACCGCCGCAUCCCGUUGGCCCCCGCCGAUAGGUGGGCCGCUGUCAGUGUUUUCAAGGAGCGCGGCCGCCUGUGGUGCUCGCAGCACCUGGUCUGCCCGUUCGGCGCGCUAGCAUCUUGCCGCGACUGGGGCCGCGUGGCCGCCAUGCUCUCGCACUUCGCAAGGCGGCUCGCCAAGCUGCCAGUUUCGCGAUACGUAGACGAUUAUUUUGCGCCGGAUCGCCCCGGCGCGGCCGACCACGCCAUGCGGUGCUUCGCUCGCGUCGUCAGAGCCGCGCUCGGCAGCGACGCAGUAGCCGACGCGAAGCUGGCGCGCGGGGCCCAGCUGGUCGUGUUGGGGCUGCUCUUUUCUUUCUGUGCGCAGGGCGUGCACUGCGAGCCAGCGUGCGACAAGCGGCUCAAGUGGUCGUCCGCCAUCCGGCAUGCUUUAGAGUGCGGCACGUUGCACCGGGGCGCUGCGAAGAAACUCGCGGGCGCUCUCGCAUGGGCCGCGCAGCGCUUGUUUAAGCGCUUGAGCAGAGCAAUGCUCCGCCCACUCUUCGCGCACCAGCACAAACGCUCCAAUCGUAUCGGGCGGCCUCUCGAGCUCGCGCUGCGCUGGUGGGCCCAAGUGCUCGAGCUCAGGCUGCGCGAAGUGGCCAGCUGGAAGCAAGGGGACAUGCCCGCGGCACACAUGUUCUGCGAUGCGCGGACUCUGAUGCGGAAUUUCAAGCGCAGACGCGACGGCCAGGUCAUGGGCCUCGAGGUCUUGGCGGUCGCAUUAGGCUUGUCGUCUUUUGAAGAGCGACUGGCAGGUCGGGCGCUGGAAGUGUUCUCGGACAAUUCGGGGGCCGAGAGGUCAGUGGCGCGCGCGAGCGCCCGGGACUGGGAUCACGCAGCCCUCGUCCGCGGCAUUUGGUCUCUCGCGGCGCGCAUGUCCCUGUCGAUGUGGGUGCGCCGCGUCCCGUCCAAAAGCAACAUCUCGGACGGGCCGUCCCGCGAGGUCUACAGUCUCUUGCACCUGCUCGGCGCGCGCCAGGUGCCAGCGGUGCUCGAUGCGCGGUUUCACGCAGCCGAGGCCUGGGAGGCGCUGUGGCUCU
This is a messenger RNA of Prorocentrum cordatum, 1756 nucleotides long. The record is from the annotation of a GenBank genome assembly. NCBI's taxonomy places the organism in Eukaryota, Dinophyceae, Prorocentrales, Prorocentraceae.